AUGGUCUUAAUUUGUAAAAAUAGCGAAGAACAAAUUGUUGAAAUGGCUGCUGCAAAACCGAAAGAACGUCAAUUCCAGGUUGUUCCUGUUCCCGGGAAAUUUACGCGGGGACGUUGGAAAUGUUGGGAUUAUAGGGAUGAAGUGAAGGAAAUUGGUGAAAUUCUCGAUUUUACGGAAAAGGAUAAAAGUGCUCCUCCUGGAGAAAUAAAAUUAUUCCAAAUGAUGGUCGUUGACGAGAAUCGUAUACAAUCAUCGCCAUCAUCACCAUCACGGCCAAGGUUUAUGCGAAUGACAUCUGUUGAGGAACUUGAUUCAAGUCUAACUUUAUUAACGAAUUGUUAUUCACCAAAAAAAUUCAAGCCAACAAGUUCAAUAUUGACAUCAUCACAAUACGCAAAUUUGAAAAGUGAUUGUUUCUCACCACCGUCAUCAGUACUUUGCUCAUCACUCAAUUCACCUGAUUUUAAAAAUCUUUUAUUAUCACCGACCUUAUCAGUUGAUAUUUACAAUAAUUUUAAUAAUCAGUCGUUAUCCUUUUUUGAUAAGAAUAAUAAUAGCAGUAACAAUCAUAAGAAUAAUGAUAAUAUUCGUAAUAAUAAUUAUAAUAAUAAUGAUGAAUACAAACUGAAUCAGUCGAAUGGUUCAGCACUAGUAAUCGCCACAGAUGAUUUGGUAAAGACUCAUUUAACGUUUGCCGUCCGAGAAGAAGUCGAUGUUCUUCGAUCAACUAUUGUUGAUUUGGAGGCUAAAGUUUGUUAUUUUAGAGAUUUUCUUCUUGUUUUCUUUUUCUUUUCAAUACGUGAUGAUGCAUGGUUUAUUUAUAAAUCAGUAAAACUGCUUAACUGUUCAUUUUUUUUUGUUAUAAACCAUUACUUUAAUUUGGUAAAGCAAAAUCAACAACCAUCAUUUUCGACAAAUAUUGCAAAAUCAUUUGAAACAAACUCGACUAUCGGAACUAAUGAUGCGACGCCAAAUCCUUCAGCAACAAAUCUCACUGGUUAA
Messenger RNA from Dracunculus medinensis (Guinea worm), 1002 nucleotides. Lineage: Eukaryota; Metazoa; Nematoda; Chromadorea; Rhabditida; Dracunculidae. The record is from the annotation of a GenBank genome assembly.